This is a messenger RNA of Brienomyrus brachyistius, 4305 nucleotides long. It is a transcript of the gene dnm1a, whose product is annotated as dynamin 1a. The transcript is spliced from 22 exons. Gene Ontology annotation, cellular component: microtubule; membrane; cytoplasm. Lineage: Eukaryota; Metazoa; Chordata; Actinopteri; Osteoglossiformes; Mormyridae. Bases 305 to 2890 code for a protein of 861 amino acids. The record is from RefSeq and is a predicted model, not a curated record. Gene Ontology annotation, molecular function: GTP binding; GTPase activity; microtubule binding.
CCGGAAUCUCCCACUUUAUUGUGAGGAAAGCAGAGAUCAUCCUUUUCGCUUGCCUCACAGACAGCACGGAGGGAGGAGCGGGGGAGGUGAAGAGUAACAUUUUCUACGAAGGGGACGCCGGUAGAGGGUAAUCAAUGAAGACGCAUGCAAAAAUAAAAUAGACGGCGGAGGUUGAAAGCAUUCAUACUGUGACACUCUGACAGCAGUAACAGGGGCUGAAAAUAGGGAUAGGUGCUUAUUUAAGAGGCAAGCGGUCUUUCUAUUAUUGACAUUAUAGGAAAGAUUCGUCCGCACCUUUGCAAAGAUGGGUAACCGGGGAAUGGAGGACCUGAUUCCUCUGGUAAACAAACUACAGGAUGCCUUCUCUGCUAUCGGACAAAACGCCAACCUAGAUCUCCCCCAGAUCGCUGUUGUCGGUGGUCAAAGUGCCGGGAAAAGCUCCGUACUGGAGAACUUCGUAGGCAAGGACUUCUUGCCACGUGGCUCGGGCAUUGUGACCAGGCGCCCCCUGGUGCUUCAGCUUAUAAACUGCCCCACAGAAUAUGCUGAAUUUCUCCAGUGCAAAGGAAAGAAGUUCACAGACUUUGAUGAGGUGCGGCAGGAGAUCGAAGCGGAGACGGACCGUCUCACAGGGCAGAACAAGGGCAUCUCCCCAGUACCCAUUAACCUGCGUGUCUACUCUCCUCAUGUCCUGAAUCUGACCCUGGUUGACUUACCGGGGAUGACCAAAGUGCCGGUUGGUGACCAGCCGGCCGACAUUGAGCACCAGAUCCGCGACAUGCUGAUGCAGUUCGUCACCAAGGAUAACUGCCUGCUCCUGGCUGUGUCACCUGCCAACUCGGACCUCGCCAAUUCCGAUGCCCUCAAAAUUGCCAAAGAAGUCGAUCCACAAGGGCAGCGCACGAUUGGCGUCAUCACCAAAUUGGACCUGAUGGAUGAGGGGACGGAUGCCAGGGACAUCCUGGAGAACAAGCUGCUUCCGUUGCGGCGAGGUUAUAUUGGCGUGGUGAACCGGAGCCAGAAGGACAUUGACGGGAAGAAGGACAUCACAGUGGCCAUGGCUGCCGAGAGGAAGUUCUUCCUCUCCCACCCCUCCUACAGGCACCUGGCUGACCGCAUGGGCACCCCCUACCUGCAGAAGGUGCUCAACCAGCAACUGACCAAUCACAUCCGGGACACGCUUCCUGGGCUCAGAGCCAAGCUGCAGAGCCAGCUGCUGUCCAUUGAGAAGGAGGUGGAGGAGUACAAGAACUUCCGACCUGACGACCCGUCCCGCAAGACCAAGGCCCUGCUUCAGAUGGUGCAGCAGUUUUCGGUGGACUUUGAGAAGCGCAUUGAGGGCUCCGGUGAUCAGAUUGACACCUAUGAGUUGUCAGGCGGUGCCAGGAUCAACCGCAUUUUCCAUGAGCGGUUCCCCUUCGAACUGGUCAAGAUGGAGUUUGACGAGAAGGAGCUCCGUAAGGAGAUCAGCUAUGCCAUCAAGAACAUUCACGGCAUCAGGACGGGACUCUUUACCCCUGACUUGGCCUUUGAGGCUAUAGUAAAAAAACAGAUUCUAAAGUUGAAGGAGCCCAGCCUGAAGUGUAUAGAUAUGGUGGUGAGCGAGCUCACCUCCACCAUCCGAAAGUGUAGCGAGAAGCUGGCCCAGUACCCCCUGUUGAGGGAGGAAAUGGAGAGGAUUGUAACGCAGCACAUCCGCGACCGCGAGAGUCGCACCAAGGAGCAGGUGAUGCUGUUGAUUGAUAUUGAGCUGGCCUACAUGAACACAAACCAUGAGGACUUCAUUGGAUUUGCCAACGCCCAGCAGAGGAGCAGCCAGAUGAGCAAGAAGAAGGCAGCCGGGAAUCAGGAUGAGAUCAUGGUGAUCCGGAAGGGCUGGCUAACCAUCAACAACAUUGGCAUCAUGAAAGGGGGGUCCAAGGAGUACUGGUUCGUCCUGACUGCCGAGUCUCUCUCCUGGUACAAAGAUGACGAGGAGAAGGAGAAGAAGUACAUGCUGCAAGUGGACAACCUGAAACUGAGGGAUGUGGAGAAAGGGUUCAUGUCCAGCAAGCACGUCUUCGCCCUGUUCAACACGGAGCAGAGGAACGUGUACAAGGACUACCGGCAGCUGGAAUUGGCCAGCGAGUCACAGGAGGAGGUGGAUGGCUGGAAGGCAUCUUUCCUGAGGGCCGGAGUCUACCCAGAACGCAUUCCUGAUUCUACUGAAAAGGCGAAUGACACUGAGGAUGGCGGCUCGGACGGCUUCAUGCACUCCAUGGACCCGCAGCUGGAGCGCCAGGUGGAGACCAUCCGGAACCUGGUGGACUCCUACAUGGCCAUAGUGAACAAGACGGUGCGAGACCUCAUGCCCAAGACCAUCAUGCACCUAAUGAUCAACAAUACAAAGGAGUUCAUCAACGCGGAGCUGUUGGCGUGCCUCUACUCGUGUGGCGACCAGAACACACUGAUGGAGGAGUCGGCGGAGCAGGCCCAGCACCGCGACGAGAUGCUGCGCAUGUACCACGCCCUGCGGGAGGCGCUAGGCAUCAUCGGCGACAUCAGCACCUCCACCAUCUCCACUGCCCUGCCCCCGCCUGUCGACGACUCCUGGCUACAAGUUGCGGGGGGGCCGUCCGGGCGCAGAUCGCCGGCAGCCAGCCCCACCCCGCAGCGUAGGGCGCCCCCAGGGCCUCCCUCCAGGCCCGGCUCCCGUGGCUCGGCCCCUGGGCCCCCCGCUGCCGGAGGUCCCCCUCUCCCCUCCCGACCUGGGGCGUCUCCGGACCCCUUCAGUGGGGCCCCCCCACAGGUGCCCUCCCGGCCCAACCGCGCCCCCCCGGGUGUACCCAGUCGUCCGGGUAAGGGCAGCCCCUCUCGGCCCGAGAGCCCCCUUCCUCCGUUCGACUCUUAAUCAUAAUUUCCGGCCGUUCUCCUGCAUCCCGCCUCACCCCAACCCUGUUCCUCUCACUACCUCCCCCUAUUGGUGUUGAAGAUUAUAAAAAAAAAAACAAAAAAAAAACAAGCAAACGAACAAAAAAAUGACAAGAAGCCUGGACCCCCCCCCCCCCACAUCCCCACUACUCACCAUGGAGACAUUUCCCACAUUUUAUGAAGAGAAAACAGGAAGAGCAUCUAAAAGAAACAUCUAAAUGACCACCCCCCCCAGCAUCAUGUGAUGUUGUGAUGUCCUGCACGGCUUGGAGAGCCUCCUGUAAGAUUAGCCCCCUACGUUUUUUUCUGUGACGGCGGACUGAGUACAUCUGGUCACUGUGAAACAGUCCCCUGCGCCUCGACUGUCCCCUGUAAGUCUUCACGUCCUCCCACCCAGUCAAGAGCUCCACUCCUUCAUUAGCGAGACGUUUCUUUGCAAGGCGGGGCCAAAGUAGAAAGUGCAAUAUCUCCGCGGGAAGGCUUCGGUCGAGCUAACCGCUUUCACGCCAGACACACCAUAGAGGUUCAGUCUACGAGGACGUGAAGACGGCGUCCGAAACCUGGGGCACCUUUGGCUCGCCGUGUCCGGUGGGCUGGCCUGGCAUGUAACCACACCUCUCGGCAGAAUCCCAGGGUGGAAAAAAAAUCAUUCCAAGUCAGACGUCUUGUAAGCGUUCCAGUGUCUCUUUCUUGUCUCUCAGUGAAUCAAGGGUCGAAAGACAUUAUCAGGUAAACAAAAAAAAAUAAAUAAGUGUCUAUGCAUAGAUUAUUGCAAUUGUUUGUUAAACAUUCCUUGUCCUGUUGACAUUGAGGACAAGGUAGACUUGUGUCUUUGUGGUUGUUGUACUCUGACCCUGUUUGUAUUAAUUGUUGGGCAUGGCAACCUUCUCACAUUUAAACAGCUGUGACAGGUCAAUAAAAACAGCGCCCCCCCCCUCCCCUGCACAAGCAUCCAGCUCCACCAAUCUUAGCGACAUCAUUUACAGAUUAACUACAAUUUAAGAGUAAAUAGUUCUUUAUGGGCAUAUCUUAAGUGUGUUACAUAUCUUUGUGGUGCAUUAUGGGAAAUUGUGCUUCCACUGUUUAGAUUAGUCGACAUGUAAGAUUAAUGAAUAUUAAAUUAUUCUGAACACGUGAAUAUGUGUAAAGUUUUAUGUAUGAUAACGUGGAUAAAAUGAUCACAGUAUAUAUUAAAAAAUGUGGGAAUCUAUUUUCAGUCAAUAUUACAUAUUGACACUGCUCAGCAGAUGAGUAAAGAAAGGCUCCGCCCCCCUGGAGAAGGAAGAGCGAAUGGGUGUUUAUUUCAGCUGACAUGUGUCCUGUACCUUAUUGCUGUUGGUUGAAUGAGUCUGUGCAGCGAGGUGCUGUCAAUUAAAACAAACAGAAAAAUGGGUA